GUGGCAUACAAGCGCUUUUUUUUUUUUUAUAUCCUACUUCCUUUAUUCUCUUCUUGUAUGAAGCUAUUCACACAUUUUGCAUAGGCGAAAGCGAUGUCUCUGUGUUAGUUGUUGACGGCUUUGGGAAGACUUCAACUUUGUGCCUCCCUUUACCUACAUUAUCUGAGCAUAUCACCCAUUCGACAUAAUGUUUCAAUCAAAAGGCAUCCGACUUGACUCCGAGCCCGAGAAGCUCCCCAACCCUCUCUUCUACAACCCUAAACCCCCCAUUUCAUGGCACGCAGACGUCCUCCAGUCCAUCAAAAGCUGGCUCACCAUGUGCUGCGGCAACCGCACCGCCUACAAGACGAGCGACGCGGCAGUCAGGAUACUAGAAGAAGGGAAGAGCCGGGUCGAGGAAGACUGCGAGCCUCUGAUUGAAGGUGGGACGGGUGCUGCGGAGAAGAGGGAGGCGUUGAGGGUAACGUUCCCAAGGCAUGCGGCUGCCUCGUUUUUGAAGACGGGGACAUCGAGGGGGAUGAUGGAGGCGAAUUGGGUGUUGUGAGGGUAUGGGGAAGAGAAGGGAGAUGUGAUGGAGGGGAGGAGAUAUUUGGUAUGAGCGUCCGUGAACAGCUUCAAUGCGCUGGUUUCAUUGGUGUUGAUGCUACCUAACUACUAAUAUAAAGACAGAUUACACUACAAUUCGGCAUGACGACGACGGAAUAGGGCAUUUACAGCUAGAUUGUACUUGAGGAUAUGAUUUUUACUAUAUGGAUUACAAGCAUUGGGGGUGCAUUUCUUUGGUAUUAUUUUGAGGGAGGGAAUACGGCGGCAUGAUGGGAUUAGUUACAGCAAUAAUCGCUUUGAAUAGACUCAGGACUCGAAUCGACAAAAUAUUCCAAACAAAAUCAACAUGUUUCC
Messenger RNA from Trichoderma harzianum CBS 226.95, 900 nucleotides. RefSeq lists its product as hypothetical. The transcript has a single exon. Lineage: Eukaryota; Fungi; Ascomycota; Sordariomycetes; Hypocreales; Hypocreaceae. The coding region runs from base 188 to 544 and encodes 118 amino acids. The record is from RefSeq and is a predicted model, not a curated record.